This is a messenger RNA of Carassius gibelio (silver crucian carp), 2224 nucleotides long. Its product is annotated as E3 ubiquitin-protein ligase TRIM62. Gene Ontology annotation, molecular function: zinc ion binding; protein binding. Bases 307 to 1734 code for a protein of 475 amino acids. NCBI's taxonomy places the organism in Eukaryota, Metazoa, Chordata, Actinopteri, Cypriniformes, Cyprinidae. The transcript has 6 exons. Gene Ontology annotation, biological process: positive regulation of canonical NF-kappaB signal transduction; innate immune response. The record is from RefSeq and is a predicted model, not a curated record.
CCUGUGGAGUUGGUUCGCUCCGUUGCUGUGCGCCUCUGGAUUGAGAGUAGAGCAGAGCGAUCGAGAGGAGCUGUGCGUGCGGUCGCUCUUCAGCUUUGAACGGUCUGACCUGAUGAAAAUGUUUCAUUAAAACCACGACCUGCUCUUUCAAUUAUGUGACAGUCGGCUGUUUCCAAAGUACAACGCGUCUGGACCGCUUAGGGAAUCAGUCGAGGAACAUUUUCAAGCCUCAAAGAGCCCAGCUGAUUCAGGGUUUGUGCGUCCUGCUACCUGCACAGUGCGAGACCGACCCCUCCGUAAAUUCAAAUGGCUUGCUGUUUGAAGGACGAACUCUUGUGUUCCAUUUGCCUGAGCAUUUAUCAAGACCCUGUCAGUUUCGGCUGCGAGCACUACUUCUGCCGUAAGUGCAUCACUGAGCACUGGAGCAGACAGGAGCAUCACGGGAUGCGAGACUGCCCGGAGUGCAGGAGGACCUUCACGGAUCCCCUUCUGUCCCCGAGCCUAAAGCUCUCCAACAUCGUGGAGAGGUAUGCCGCUUUCCCUCUGGACGCCAUCCUGAACGCCCAGAGGAACUCGUACCCAUGCAAGGACCAUGAAAAGGUCAAGCUCUUCUGCUUAAGUGACAAGAGCUUGGUGUGCUUCUUCUGUGAUGAGCCUGCCUUACACGAACAGCACCAAGUCACCACCGUUGACGAGGCUUAUGAGGAAAUACAGAGGGAGAUGAAGGAGCAGCUGGCGACUCUACAGGACAGUGAGAAGGGUCAUACGGAGGCUUUGCAGCUACUGCAGAGACAGCUCACCGAAACCAAGUCAUCAGCAAAGAGCCUUCGUGCUACAAUUGGUGAAGCUUUUGAGCGACUUCACCGCUUCCUGCGGGAACGACAGAAGAGCAUGCUGGAGGAGCUGGAGGCAGAUACGGCGCGCACGCUGUCUGAUAUCGAACACAAGAUCCAGCGCUACAGCCAGCAACUCCGUGAUGUCAAGGAAGGGAUCCAGAUCCUUCAGGAGCGACUCAGUGGGACCAGCCGUCACGAGUUCUUGGAGGGAAUAGCCCUGACGUCAGACAGAAUAAAGGGAAAGAUCCAUGAAACCAACCUCACUUAUGAAGACUUCCCAACGUCCAAAUACAUGGGACCACUACAGUAUACAAUCUGGAAGUCUCUGUUUCUGGAUAUAUCCCCAGUGCCUGCUGCUUUAACCAUGGACCCCAUCACUGCUCACCAGCGGCUCAUAUUAUCAGACGACUGCACCAUCGUUGCGUACGGGAACCUGCAUCCACAGCCCCUGCAGGAUUCACCGCGCCGCUUCGACGUUGAGGUGUCAGUGCUGGGAGCCGAGGGCUUCUCGGCGGGCGUCCACUACUGGGAGGUGAUGGUGUCUGAGAAAACCCAGUGGAUGAUCGGCGUGGCCAACGAAACGGUCAACCGCAAGGGCAGCAUUCAGAUCCAGCCCAGCAGAGGCUUCUACUGCAUCGUCAUGCACGACGGUAACCAAUACAGCGCUUGCACCGAGCCCUGGACGCGCCUCAACGUAAAGAGCAAACUCGAGAAAGUGGGCGUCUACUUGGACUACCCCAAAGGUCUGCUGGUUUUCUACAACGCUGACGACAUGUCCUGGCUCUACACCUACCGAGAGAAGUUUCUAGCUAAACUUUAUCCAUACUUCAGCCCCGGUCAAAGUCACGCCAACGGAAAAAAUGUUCAGCCCUUGCGAAUUAACACCGUGCGUUUAUAAGAGCUGAGUCAGCAGAGAAGAAGAAACUGAAAUCUAGGUUGUAUAAUAACAUUUCGUUUUCAGCUUACCUUAGGGUGCUCGGUGGAUCGUCGACACGUUACUGAAUAAAGCAAUCUGACUGAUGGAUUGUGACGUAAGGCUCUGUAGAUGCCUGGAGUUGGUAAAUAAAAUGGAGAGCCUUGCACUUUUCUGAGAACUGCCUGUGGGUGUUUUGUACAUUUUAUUGUCGCCGGUCAUUUGUAGUCUUGCCGUGGCCGGCCUGCUUGCCCAAGAUUCCCAGCUGCUUGUACACAACAUCCCGACUUCUGUCCCUUCAGCCCCUGCAGGGUCCAAAUGCUCCUUUCAUGGCUCAAGCCUGGGAAAAAGAGCUUAUCUGUUGUGCAGACAGAAAUAAAAAUGAGUUGCCCGUUUUGUUUUGUGCAAUUGGUUUUGGUGUGUUUGUGGAGACACUGAACUAGUGCUGUACGAACUUCUUUUUUCUCAGUAACUG